Messenger RNA from Seriola dumerili (greater amberjack), 3609 nucleotides. It is a transcript of the gene zbtb41, whose product is annotated as zinc finger and BTB domain containing 41. The record is from RefSeq and is a predicted model, not a curated record. Gene Ontology annotation, cellular component: nucleus. Lineage: Eukaryota; Metazoa; Chordata; Actinopteri; Carangiformes; Carangidae. The coding region runs from base 140 to 2941 and encodes 933 amino acids. The transcript has 11 exons. Gene Ontology annotation, biological process: regulation of transcription by RNA polymerase II. Gene Ontology annotation, molecular function: DNA-binding transcription activator activity, RNA polymerase II-specific; RNA polymerase II cis-regulatory region sequence-specific DNA binding; protein binding.
UGGGCGUUACAGAUAUUCAGGAAAUUAUUAUUCCUCUGUUUAUUUUCCACUUCACUUAUGUUAGCUGGAGUGUACAGUACUUUGUAAACGAGGCCUGUAUCUUUCAGGAGUGAUUCAUGGUGGCCCAUCAGACACACCAAUGAAGAAAAAGCCUAGUACUCCUCUGCGUCCCAAACGCAGCAGGCUGGUCAGUGCCAGCAGUGAAUGUGUUACAGAGCCAGGCACGGUGCAAAGCUCCAGUGCUCCACCAAACUCUGAAACUGUCCCAGAAUCAGACUCACAAAUCAGGCACCUGACAAUGUUGCAGCACAGUCACAACCUCCUCAAGUUUUUGAAUGAGGACCGGACCCGGCAGAAGUUCUGCGACGUGUCUGUGUCUGUGGGUGGGAAGCUCUACAGUGCCCACAAAGUGGUGUUGGCCCAUGGGAGCAGCUACUUCCACGCUGAGCUGUCCAAGAACCCAGCUACCACUCAUGUGACCCUGGACCAUGUGGAGGACUCGGUUUUCCAACACCUGCUUGGCUUUUUGUACACUUCUGAGUGCGUUGUCGCAGAGACAGACCUACCGGCUCUAACUGAAGCGGCCCGAUUCCUGGACAUGAUGGAUAUACUAAAGAUGCUGUGUGAAGAAGGAGACGUCCACCCUGUAAGUGUGAUCCAGGCCCAGGCUGAGAUAAGAGAGUCCCCUGAGGUAGAAACGACCUCCAGUGACUCGCCAGCAUGUGACACAGACAUCCAGAGCCCAUUUGAGCAGAGCACCCUGUGCAGUCGCCAUUUUAGGUCGGAAAACUCUGUGCAGAACCACUUGGCUGAGAGUCACAUUGAUGUACAGCAGGAAAUCUCAACUGAGAAAGAGAGGGCGGCAGGUCAGAGGAGGUCGGCUCGUAGGAGGAGAAUACCCACUAAGUAUAAGAGAGAUGAUGUAGAGUACUUUGUCAACACUCCUGAGGAAAGGACUGUAUCACCCAGAGAGCAGGAUGAAGACGGAGUAGAAGAAGCAGGAGAGGUGGUUUUGGAAAACCAAACAUCCAAACUGGACACAAACAAGACAUCUAAACCAGCUCAGGGGGAUGAUGUAGUGGAUGAGGAGGAUGAAGAGGGAGAGGGAAGAGACAUGAAUGAGGAUGUGGCUGCUGAAAAGAAAAUUGCUGAAGUCUAUACAGCUGACAAGAGUGCAGAAGGAGAAAGGACAGAGCUCCAGGCUGUUCGAGAGGUGGAAGUGCAUGUGCCGGCAGCAGGAGGCUCCAGCCAGAGUCCAGUGUACCCCGAGGGUCUGGCUCCAGUCAUCAUCCAAACCUCCAACAAGAAGACUCUCAAGUGUCCCAAAUGUGACAAGACCUUUGACCGUGCAGGGAAGUAUGAGAGUCACACCAGAGUGCACACAGGAGAGAAACCAUUCCAGUGUGACAUCUGUCUGCAGUGCUACUCCACCAAGUCUAACCUGACUGCGCACAAGAAGAAGCAUGCCAGCGACGCUCCCUUCCAGAAGAAGGAGCACAAAUGCCCCUUCUGCAACAAACUCCAUGCCAGCAAGAAAACCCUGGCCAAGCAUGUCAGGAGGUUUCAUCCAGACCACAUCCAAGAGUUUCUCACCAAGAGGAAGAGGAAGAGUGAAGGCUGGAAAUGUGCUAUUUGCCUGAAGACCUUCAACCGUAGGCCUCAUCUGCAAGAGCACAUGAUCCUGCACACCCAAGACCGGCCUUUUAAAUGCUCCUUCUGUGAUGAAUACUUCAAGUCACGGUUUGCCAGGCUGAAGCAUCAAGAAAAGUACCACUUAGGCCCUUUUCCCUGCGAGAUCUGUGGCCGACAGUUUAAUGACUCAGGUAACAGAAAGAGACACAUCGAGUGUACUCAUGGAGGCAAAAGGAAGUGGACCUGCUUUGUUUGUGGCAAAUCCGUAAGGGAAAGGACGACCUUGCGGGAGCACUUGAGGAUCCACAGUGGGGAAAAGCCUCACCUCUGUAGUAUCUGUGGCCAAAGUUUCCGUCACGGCAGCUCCUACAGGCUUCACCUCAGAGUCCACCACGAUGACAAGCGCUAUGAGUGUGAUGAAUGUGGGAAAACCUUUAUACGCCAUGAUCACCUGACCAAACAUCAGAAAAUACACUCUGGUGAGAAGGCACACCAGUGUGAGGAAUGUGGCAAAUGCUUCAGGCGCCAUGAUCAUCUGACUGUCCACUACAAAAGUGUUCAUUUGGGAGAGAAAGUCCGGCAGAAGUAUAAAACUGCUGUGCAUCAGUGUGAGGUUUGCAAGAAGGAAUUUAAAGGAAAGUCCAGUCUAGAAAUGCACUUCAGGACUCACUCAGGUGAGAAACCCCACAGAUGUCCUGAAUGCCACCAGACAUUUCGGAUCAAGAAGACCUUGACAAAGCACAUGGUGAUUCACUCAGACGCUCGUCCUUUUAACUGUCCCCAUUGCAGUGCCACCUUUAAAAGAAAAGACAAGCUCAAGUACCAUGUUGACCAUGUGCACAGCACCCGGUUUACUGAGCAGCCCCUCAGCACGCUCAGCGAGGACAAAAUAGUCUCCAUUCCUUUUGAGGAAACCUCAAAGGCAUAUCGUGCUGAACCUAAGUCAACCCUCCAAAACACCCCUCCAACUAUGAAUGUCUGCGUGCCAGUAACUUUAGUUCCUGUCCAGAUGGCAGGAGGAGCGCAAGGCGACCUGAGUGCUCAUGGAGCCUCGUCUCUGUCCUCCCAAAGUCACAGUGUUGUGAGCAUGCAGGCUCAAGGACAGCAGCAGAACUCUGGCUACCAGGCCGCCACAGAUCUGGCAUUCUUAGAGAAGUACACCCUCACCCCCCAGGCCACCAACAUCGUCCACCCUGUGAGGCCAGACCAGAUGCUAGACCCUCGAGAGCAGUCCUACCUGGGCUCGCUGCUGGGACUGGAUUCAGCUUCUGCUGUGCAGAACAUCUCCAACUCUGAUCACACACACUGAUGCUUCUCAGCCCUGAAACCUACCCAGUCAUUUCAGUCAGAAGAACAGAUGCUACAAUAUACACCACUAAAAUAUAUAAACAUUUUAAGACAGAGGGCAAUAUUUGACCUCCAUGUAAAUUAUUAAAUUGAAGACAAACACGACACAACUGCACUUGAUUCAUUUUGUCACAGGAAAACCUCUGAUGUUCAGGCUGAUCUCACUGGAAAUUAGCGAAAUAGCAAAACAAUGAAAAGUAUCACCUUAACUCUGAAAAACUGGGAACAUUUUGUUACAUGUUAGAUGAUGAUACAAAGUUACUUUGGCAAUUUUUCUUUUUCAUAAACAGGUCCCUUUUCUGCACAACAACUUGAGCUUCAGUGUUAGCAGGGUUUUUAAGUGUCACAGAAUUUUGUACCUAUUAGAUUCAAAAUGAAGAGAAACAUUUUUAACUCAUGCAGAAUAAAUAUGAGCACAACUAUUAAGUAUUAGAAGUCUAAGUACUUAUGUAUGUGUGCAAGAAUGUUAUUUUAAAUACAAAUGUUUAAUCAUAUAAAAUGUGUGUAACUAUUGCUGUAAUUGUCAAUAAUCGGUAUUAAAGCAGAUUGUGGAAAAAAAGCUAAAUUUGACCUUUUAGAACAGAACUCCAGAUGCAGAUGAAAUAAGAGAUUAAAACAAUUAAAUAAUUU